CUGACUGAGCUGCUGUAACCAGAGAGCUGCAUUUCUCCCCACUCAGCUGCACUAUCGCUCUAGAUAUAAAUAGAUUUACUGAAAGCUACACAGGGGCUGAAGGAAUCCCAUCACAACAGAAGGCAGGGCUCAUUCUUCCUGCUGUACGUGAAGUGGACUGAUCUCAGACGAGCGACGGGACACCUUCAGCCUGCAGAGAGACAGGGUGCAAACGAUUUGCUUAAAGGCUGCACAGAAGGAUUUUGGAACAUAGAGGAAACACAUCCCUGUUUGGAGAUGGGUGUGCACAAAUCCAAGCCCAAGACACAAGCCCAGGUUCUGAUUUUAGGCCUCGACGGCUCGGGGAAGUCCACCCUGCUCUACAAGCUGAAGUACAACGAGAGCGUGGUGACUGUGCCGACCGUGGGCUUCAAUGUGGAGAUGCUGGAGACGGACAGGAGCAGCCCGAGCCUGACGGUGUGGGACGUGGGCGGCCAGAAGAGGAUGAGGCCCCACUGGAAGCAUUACUACGCUGAUGCAGCUGGACUGGUGUUUGUGGUGGACAGCGGGGACCAGACGCGGCUGGAGGAGACACGGAAGGAACUUCACCGGGUUCUGAGGUGUGAGAGUCUCCGAGGAGUCCCUGUUGUGGUCCUUGCUAACAAACAGGACCUUUCAGGGGCUCUGAGCCCGGACGCACUUUGCCUGAAACUGGAUUUGAGAAGAGUGUGUGUGGGCAGAGGCUGGUUCAUCCAGCCCUGCUCAGCCGCCACUGGGAUGGGACUGGAGGAAGGAUUCAGGAGGAUGGUGUAUCUGAUGAAGACGCCCCUGAAACAGACUCAGGAAGACAUUAAAGUUAAGAUGAAGUCCAAGUGCUUCAGUGUCCCAAAAGUGAAAGAGGUCUUUAUGUGCAGCAGGUGAUCGAUGAUUGGUUGAAUGUUUUGUGAGGGAUCCUUUCUCGCCUGCUUGCGUAGCUCAUCGCUACUCAGACUCACUGACUGCAGGGUUCACGCGUGAGGAGGCAACACAGUGUUAGUGUCAGUCUCUUUGGAAAAAGGAGCGUUUGCUGAAAUCUGAAGAAGGCUGUUUGUGGAUGGCGAAAUCUCACCACAAAGCCUCUGUGAGUGAUUUUGGAUGGUUCUGACUCCGUGACGUUGUUGAUGCCACACCCAAAGCACUGCCUGGUAACAAACAGCGUCCAGUCAAGAUGUGUGACACAAGUAAGAUUGAUUUCUACUUGUGCAGAUUUAAAAUUCUUUAUUUGUACUAAUGUUAUGAUUGAAAUAACAAUGUUUAUUUAUUAUUAGUUUUGAUUAUGCUAAUGUUGUCUCUUCACCUGUGAAGCAGCCAAUGUGCUAUAAUUUACAUGAUCAAUUUUUUUAAUUUCUUUGUCUAUUAUAUCAGUUCAGGUUUAUUGCCUUAAAGUUUUAAUAUUGUGUAACACCUAGUGUAUCUUAUUUACCUUACGCAGAUUUGAUUUCUUUCCUCAAAACUUGAAUCACUUGCAAAUCAUUCAGUGUUGCGCGUUAAUCCUCUCUCCCAUCACCCUCUCUGUUUUCUCUCCGUCUGAAAUAAAAAUGUGCAUCAAGCAGAGUUCCCCUACGCGGCGGUGCUCAUUACGGUAGCUGAGGAUUAGCAGCUCAGUCUGUGCACACAGGUUAUGAAACGCAGACUUUCUUAAAGCCGUUCAAAUUAGCACAAGCUUUGCUCAACCACGCCUUUCUCCUGGUAGCUUUGCUGGAGUUGUGCAGUUUUUUUCAGGUGAGAAGUAACUGACAUCUAGCAAAAGAGGGAAAUAAAUAAAUAAAUGAUACUGAUGAAUGUACAGGGGUACAGUGGUUUGGACGUGAUGAAGAAGGUGGACUCGUGUUACAAACCCUGAGCCUUUAGUGUGAGGCACCUUUGGUAUCAGUUCUAUUCACAUUCAAAACAAAACCUUCUGUCGAUACUUGGAGAGUUGAUCCACCCGUCUGUCAUGAUGGCACAAAGUCUCCAUUAGAAACCACUCACGCAGAAAGAACUCACGCUGCUUUAUGUAAACAUAGACACCACGUCCCCGUGAGGACAUGGGUGUGCACAAAUCCGAGCCCAAGAAUCAAGCACGGGUUCUGAUUUUAGGCGGCUUUUCAGGAGCACUUCGCCUGAAACUGGGUUAGAGAAGAGUGUGAACGGGCAGAAGCCGGUUCUUCCAGCACUGCUCACUGGGAUGGGAGAGGGGGGAGGUUCCAGGAGGAUGGUGGAUCUGAUGAAAACACUCCUGAAACAAACUCAGGAAGACAUUAAAGAUUCAAAUGCUUCUGUGUAACCGUUUUUUUUUUACCUUGUGGAGGUUUCUUCUCGGCUGCCUGUGUAUCAAAUAACAUGUCGGGUCGAGCUUUGUUGUGAUAUUUUUCAUUCGUUUCAUAUUCUGAACAGGAUUUGCUCUAUUUAGAUUUGUAAAUUGCAUGACAUCCUAUUAUUUAGUAAAUGCUGAAAAAUUAAAGGCCUGCAACACGGAUUUAUUUUCUUCUUUCAAGUUGGCAAUUUCAGGUGACAAUUGUGAUGUGUGAGGAAUCAACACAGACUUUAUUUUAUUCAUUAAAAAGUCUGCAAGUCUGCAUUAAAAAAAAGUAUUAUGUGGUUACUUAUAGAAAGGAGAGCUGAAAAGCAAACCUCAAUUUUGUUUUUUGCAAUUGGAUAGUGAUAAAAUACUAGAUCCCAGCUGGCCAUAAAGAUCCCUUUUGG
Molecule: messenger RNA, 2703 nt
Organism: Betta splendens (Siamese fighting fish)
Lineage: Eukaryota; Metazoa; Chordata; Actinopteri; Anabantiformes; Osphronemidae
Product: ADP-ribosylation factor-like protein 14
Exons: 2
Coding region: 277-900 (207 amino acids)
Biological process (GO): vesicle-mediated transport; intracellular protein transport
Cellular component (GO): cytoplasm
Molecular function (GO): GTPase activity; GTP binding
Source: RefSeq, a predicted model, not a curated record